Messenger RNA from Brassicogethes aeneus, 1533 nucleotides. The record is from the annotation of a GenBank genome assembly. Lineage: Eukaryota; Metazoa; Arthropoda; Insecta; Coleoptera; Nitidulidae.
CCGUCUUGUGGAGUAACUGCAAAUAAUUAUGGUGUAUUAUACGUUUUUUGGUGGCGAAUAAAUUCGGAAAAUUCGUAAAAAGUGAUGAAUUUUGUUAAAGUACUUGCAGAUUUUUGUGUUGAAACAAUUUGCCUGUUGAAAACAAGAUAGUAAAAAUAAUAUUCAAAAUGGCGGACCCACAAGCCCAAACAUAUGAAUACCAAUGGGCUUACAGUAUAAUGGACUCUAGUAGAGUGUCGACGUUUUUGAUUUCCAUGCUUUUAAUUGUAUACGGGUCGUUCCGCAGUCUUAAUAUGGAGCAAGAGGCUAGAGAUAGAGCUAAUGGAAGCACCAAUUGUCUAUUAAAUCCCUCACAAACUGUACAGUCGGAAAAUAACGUUCAAACUUUGGAUACCAUGCAAGCUCUAUGUCUACCACUAGGAGCCAGCAUAAGUUUGUUGGUUAUGUUCUUCUUUUUUGACUCAAUGCAAAUGUUGUUUGCUAUAUGCACAGCCAUAAUUGCUACAGUGGCUCUGGCAUUUUUGCUGCUACCAAUGUGCCAAUAUAUAAUUAGACCAUGUUCAGACGGUAACAAAAUAUCAUUUGGUGUGUGCGGGAGAUUCACAGCUGCUGAGUUAUUGUCGUUUAGCCUAUCAGUAUUUAUCGUUUGUAUAUGGGUUUUGACAGGCCAUUGGUUGCUCAUGGACGCCAUGGGUAUGGGGCUAUGUGUAGCUUUUAUAGCCUUCGUAAGACUACCAAGUUUAAAAGUAUCGACAUUAUUAUUAACUGGUUUACUAAUCUAUGAUGUUUUCUGGGUAUUUUUUUCGUCAUAUAUUUUCAGCACAAACGUUAUGGUCAAGGUUGCGACAAGACCAGCUGAAAAUCCGGUUGGCUUGGUUGCAAGGAAAUUACAUAUAGGCGGGGUUGCCAAAGAGGCCCCUAAACUAAGUUUACCUGGGAAGUUGGUUUUUCCCAGUAUCCAUAACUCUGGACAUUUCAGCAUGUUGGGCCUGGGAGAUAUAGUAAUGCCUGGUUUAUUACUGUGUUUCGUUCUACGAUACGACGCCUACAAAAAAUCCCAAGGACUCAGCGGCUCAAGGUUAACAUACUUCCACUGCUCUCUUUUAGGUUACUUUUUGGGUUUACUCACGGCUACUGUCAGUUCGGAGGUUUUCAAAGCAGCUCAGCCAGCUCUUCUAUAUUUAGUACCGUUUACACUGUUGCCGUUACUCACCAUGGCGUAUUUAAAGGGCGAUCUCAGAAGAAUGUGGUCCGAACCGUUUAAAUCUCUGGCAGUUUCCAAACACCUCCAGGAUGUGUGAUAUAACAAAGCAACUAACGUUACAAAAAAUAAGUUAAAAAUACUACAAUUUUUUAGGUAAUAAUAAAUUGAGAACUGAAAUGUCGUGCAAAACUUUUUCAUUUUACGAAUAAAAAAAAUAGAGCUCUAAGUUUGAAGGUGUGUAAUUUUUUAUGUGUUUUUUUUAAUGUGGUGGUAUGAAAUCUCAAUAUUUGGCUUUAAAUUGAUAGUAAAACCAAAAAUUAAUAUUAAUA